Plodia interpunctella (Indianmeal moth) is the source of this 1712-nucleotide messenger RNA. RefSeq lists its product as uncharacterized. Gene Ontology annotation, cellular component: nucleus; cytoplasm. Bases 438 to 1058 code for a protein of 206 amino acids. Gene Ontology annotation, biological process: protein refolding; response to heat. NCBI's taxonomy places the organism in Eukaryota, Metazoa, Arthropoda, Insecta, Lepidoptera, Pyralidae. The transcript is spliced from 4 exons. The record is from RefSeq and is a predicted model, not a curated record.
UACAUGCUAGUCAUCCGAAAAAUGACAAAUGAAUACACCCAGCAAAAAUAACACAAUGAAUAAUGCGCUCGGGUUUAGGACGAAGUAGUUUACCAUAUGAAGAAAAAGACAGACCCAGUUGGAAUGAUUCAUCAAUUAAAGUACGCGAUGUUGUAACCGCCAUACAUCAGAAGUACCUUACCAUGGAGUAGGCAGACUUGGAAUGAGCGAGAAGCAAAGUGUGGGCCGAGUGACGCCGACAGACCUGAGGCAGCGUUCGAAUGUGAGGCUAUUUAAAACACUGCGCAAGCCCCCUGGCACCGAGUCGACGGCUAAUGAUCAGUGCUGCCUUGUCUACCGUACAGUGCGUAUCGUCUCUGUGAACUGUGUUUACACAAGAAACAACUCCGUCAGUGUUUACUUAGUUGUUACAAGUUUCUUCAGCAAUACACGUGAAAAUGGCUGACAGUGGUCUCAAGAGAAAUAUCCCCAUCAAAUUAGGCGACUUUUCUGUCAUCGAUACCGAAUUCUCAAGCAUCAGGGAGAGAUUCGACGCUGAAAUGAGAAAGAUGGAAGAAGAAAUGAGCAAAUUCAGAUCAGAACUUAUGAACAGAGAAAGCAACAAUUUCUUCAAGAGCACAACAAGGUCUUACAAUUUCGAAUCUGUUUCUUCCGGAGGAGUAACCAAGUCAUCGGAAAGUUCUACCACAUCGUCACAGCACAGCGACAGCAGACAGUUGGCUGAGCCCAGUCACUGGGACAGUCUCAACUCACCUCUCAUCCAGGAUGAGGGAGACGGCAAAUCCCUAAAACUUCGCUUUGAUGUCAGUCAGUACACACCUGAAGAGAUCGUGGUCAAGACAGUUGACAACAAAUUAUUGGUCCACGCGAAACACGAGGAGAAGUCGGAUACCAAGUCCGUGUACAGAGAAUACAACAGGGAGUUCCUGCUGCCUAAGGGCACCAAUCCAGAGGCCAUCAAGUCUUCUCUCUCUCGAGAUGGAGUCCUCACAGUGGAGGCGCCUCUUCCACAACUGGCUAUCACCGAUAGGAACAUCCCUAUCCAGCAAAAACACUGAACGGCAGCUUAGCCCACGACAGCAGCUAUUCCAUACUACUGUUAAUAAUUUAUUAUAAUUUAUGUUUCUAAGGAGUAUUGGCGAUAUUCUCUUAUAUUUUAGACUUAUAGGGAAUCUCAAAAUUUAUUAACACUAUUUUAAUUGGUCAAUUACUCGCGAUAUUCCAUCUGUCACCGUAGAGCACAGAGCAUUCUGCACUGUAUCUGAAUGUUGCUUUAGUGACAUUGCUUUCACUGUGAUUGUUAGGAACAUGUGCAUUCAUCUAUGCAUUUCCGUUACUACCUAUGGAUAUUCCGCUGGUAAUGAAACCGCAUAGAGAAAUUAAUUUAUUUUGACUCAGUAAUAUGAUAACCCCGUCAAUAAGAGACUAUAGCAUUUAUUGGAGCUUAAAACGUGUUCAUUGAAAAGUUAUAUAUCAAUGGUAUUUGAUAUUAUGAUAUAAAGGGCUUACCGGUAAAAGCAACAAGGAUUUCAAAACAAGUGUCUUAUUUAUCUACAUGUUACGAAGGUCCAUUUUGCUUAACAUUUACCAGUUAUGGUAACUAAUGUUAUUUCGAUACACCAAUUUAACAGCUUUUAACUUGAUACACAUUUAUAUUUUAGUACAAACCGUUGUUAUGAAAGUUUAGAUAUCAAUAAAAUAUAAAACAGCAA